UGUCUUCCUCUGUCUGACUUACUUCACUUAGUGUGAUAAUCUCCAGGUCCAUCCAGGUUGCUGCAAAUGGCAUUAUUUCAUUCUUUUUAAUCUGCCAUCAUUUUUAAUCUGAAAUUUUAAUGUUUUAUUCACAGGGAGGAAUAGAAUUUUCUCAUCUAUAAUUCAGAAGCUAAGUAAAUAACAAAAUGAAGCCAGUAAAGCAUCUGUUGGCCUCUAGUAGUAAAUUGGCAAAUGUUCCAGAAUUAACAUAUAAAAAAGGAGUAUUCAAUCCACCAUUGUCACCUAAACCAAAGAAAAAACAUAGUGCAAAAUUAGUACGUGAUAAAUUUGAACCAGUGGUCUUAAGAUCUCCACCAACAGGAGAAUCCGUCGUAAGGUAUGCUUUGCCCAUUCCAUCAAGUAAGACAAAGGAGUUAAUAGCAGAAGAUGAACUGAUCAGGAGAAUUAGCAAACAUCUGCAGAUGGUUGUUUCUACUUUGGAAGAAACCUAUGGAUUUAGAAUUCAAAAUGGAGAAAAACCAGUUGUGAAGCCUGAACAGGAAGGAUUAACCUUCUCUGUUGCAGAUGAUCUGAAUUCAUUCUUGGUAUGUUGUUCACAAUUUGCAGCUCAGUUAGAAGCAGCAGCUAAGGAAGAACGUAAUAUUUUGGAAUCUCUUUUUAAGUGGUUUCAGCAGCAGGUUAAUCAGAUGGAAGAGAUAAGUAAAGAUCAAACUUUUUCAGAAGCAGAAUUUCCAGCACCUGAUAAAACAGUCAGUUUAAGCAUUGCACAAAUAGUAAAGCAGGUGCACAGACUUGAAGAACUGAAAAAUCGCCUUAAAGAAGGGUCUAAAUUCUCUUUCAAAGACAUGUUGUCUAAACCCAAAGCUAUGAAUGAGCAAGUUUUGUUAGAGGCUAAAUAUACACAGAUUCAAAGUGAUUUCCAAGUGUUAUCAGAGGAGAAAUUGAUGCUGGAAAAUGAACUACAAAAGUUGAAGAGUACAGAGAAAACAAAGGCUGCAAGUGAGCGAAUAAAGAAAACUAUGAAAAUGGAGAAGAAAAAAGACAAAGGAAAAUCUGAAGGUUCAGAAGAGAAGAAGUCUGUAGUGAAAGAGCUUAAAGUAAACGAAGAUAUGCCUCAAGUCCAGAAAGCAACACAUGCUCUGGAAAUUGAGAACAGAGUUCUUCAGGAACAACUGAAACAAGCUUUACAGGAAGCUGAAAGAGCUAAGGAGCAACUUGGUUAUUUCCUAAAUCAAGAAAAGGAGUUACUCAAAAGUGAGGGGAAGACCAAGACAGCAACAGAAAUGGGUAUUGAUAAAAUAAAAGUUAAAGGUGAAGAUUCAAAAUAUAUACCAUUGGAGAAAGAAACAAGAAAAGAACUAGUGGCAGAUUCAGGUGGAGAAAAAAAAAAGAUAAAACUAAAUACCCACAGCUCAGAGAAGGAAAGAGCUAGCCCUGCUAUUUCAGAUCUUUCACAGAUCCUCAAGUCUCAAGAUGGAUCACCUUUUUUAAAGACUUCAAGUGAAGUUUUAACUGAUGAAGAUCUAUCCCAUCUACUUUCAUCAGUGACCCAUGAUAAAUCACUUACAAGAAAAUUAUUGAUCAAAGAAGUCCAGGAUUCACAGUCUGUUGGAACAUUGCUUAAAGGGAGUGAAACAGUGACAGCAUCAUGCAUCUCACCCCCUGUUGUUAAAAUAAAGACUCUGGGUACUGACAUCUCAAAGGCUAAUAUUUUAGAAGAGAAUUUACGAAGUAAGAUUGAAAAGCAAACUUACCAAGAAGCAAGAGAAUUUCAAGAUGGCAGCUCAUACCUAUUAAUGAUGGAUCAAAACAAUGUCUUACGACCUGAAGAUGGGAUGCGGAGCAGCAGCAGCAGCAGUUCCAGUCCCAUAGAUGGUUAUGAUAAAGCAUCAGAUGAAAAGCUUAUGCUUAACCAUCAGGAUUCAGUGUCAAAAACCCAAAUGCAAGUAAAGAAACAAAGAACUCUCAAAAGGGAAAGACUCUCUACCCAUGAUGAUGUGUCAGAUGAAAAUCUUAUGUUUAAGCAUCAAGACUCAAAGUCAGAAACAGAAAUGCAUGUAGAGAAACAAAAACCUUCUGGAGAUGAAAGUCUCGUUAUUCAUACUAAAGUACCAGAUGGAAAUCCUGUGCUUGAACAUCGAGACUCAAUGUCAGAAAUGCAACUGGAAGUAAAGAAACAAGGACCUUCUAAAGGAGAAGGACUCAGUGCUCAUGAUAAAGCAUCAGAUGAAAAUCUUAUGUGUGAGCAUCAAAAAUCAAUGUCAAAAUCCCAAAUGCAAGUAAACAAACAAAGAGAGAAAAGACACACUGAGAAUGAAGUACCAGACGGAAAUCGUCUGCUUGAGCAUCAAGAGUCGGUGUCAAAGUCAGAGAUUCAAGUGAAGAAACAAAGCCAUCACAAAGAGGAAAGGCUUCCUACUCAUGAUGACACACCAGACAAGAAUCACGUGCUUAAGCAUCAAGAGUCAGUGUCAAAACUCCCCAUGCAAGUGCAGAAACAAAUAACUUCCAGAGGAGGAACACACAGUAGUUAUUAUGGAGUACCAGAUAAAAAUUCUACACUUGUGAAUCAAGAUUCAGUUUCAAAACCCCAAAUGCAAGUAAAGAAACAAAUAACUUCCAAAGAGGAGAGACGCAGUACAUUUCCUCUUCAAAAUGAGAAAAACGACAUAAUUACAUUUGAAAAUCUACCUCCUGAGAGGAAAGGUUUAUUUUCAAGAGACCAGUCUGAAACUAAGAAACUUGGAGCUAUCAGACAGGAGAAUCUUAAUACUCAGAAAGCCCAAAACGUAUUACCCAAGGAUCGAGUUGAAUUGUCAAAAAGCCAACCUCAAACUAAGAAACUUAGAGCUGUCAAAAUAAAAACACUACAUGAUCAAGAUGUGGAUGAACUCUCAGAUGAGAAUUUUGCGCUUGGAGAUCUAGUAGUAGCUAAAGGAUACAAGGAUAAAAUUCAAGCAAGUGGAGUUUAUGAGUCUCAGAUAUUGAGAGUUAAAAAUGAAGCAGCCUCAGAAAAUCCAGGUACAGCAGAAAAUCUUCCAGCAAUGAGUCCAUCAAUUAAUGACCUAAUAUUUCAAUUAGGUUUAAACAAAGUGGUAGAAAUCGAUCUAGAACACUUGAAAGAAACUGUUGGAAGACGUAUAUUAAUGGCAGAAAUGAAGAUAAAACCAAAGAGUGUCCCUGACACUGAUAAAGAGUGCUACCUAGAUGCUACCGGAAGAGGUAUAAUAAAGGGUGAAAUCAAGACACAAUCCAAUCAUCCUCCUGAGACUGAUAUAGAACGCAUGACAGAUACUGUUGGAAGAGAAAAAGUAAUUGGUGAAAUCAAAACGCAUCCUAAGAGUCACCCCGAGACUGAUACAGAUCGCUUCCCAGAUGUUAUUGGAAGAGGUAUUACGAAGGGUGGAUUCAAGACACAACCCAAGAGUCAUCUCAGGACUAAUGUAGAAGGCUUGACAGAUAAAUCUAGAAGAGGUGUAAUAAAGGGACAGUUGAAGACACAAUCAAUUCAUCUCCCUGGUAUGAAUUUACUUCAAAACAAAAAUACAUUCUCAUAUCAAGAAGGUUUCUAUGCUGGGCACAUUGCAACAAGUAAAUAUAAAACAAAAGUGAUUAAUUUAUCACCCUUUGAUGAUGAAGAGGACCCUUAUGAAUACGUUUCACCCCAUAUGAUUGAACAUCCAAAAGUACGUCUUAGAGCAUCUAGGACUGGAUCAAGUGUUUAUAAAACCAUCCACCUUCCUUCACUGAAUAAAGAACAUUCAGUCCCAGGCAAGGUCCAUAGAAAGAGUCAACAUGAGGGGCAUUGAAAAAGUUCAACCUUAAACAAAAAGAAAGGUGAACUUGAAGAUACUCUGCCUGCUGUGGUCACUACAACUAGAAAACCUAUCUAUAAAGUGCCAUAUACUGCUGCCCGAAAAUCUCUACCCCACCCAUACUUUUGAGAAUAAAUUAAUUCUGGGCAAAAUAAAUAACAAGCAAAUUCGUGGAGGCAGCAAUGAAAUUGCAAGAGUGGAAGCCUUAUGAAAAUAACACUGCCUUGAAUAGAUGCUGCUUAUUGAACAAUAGAGAGAAAGACCCUGAAUAAACAGGGCAUGUCCAGAUCAUGGAGGAACUUUUCCUUAUGAUGUGGAACAAAGCUGAAACUCUAAGAUCAAAGCCUCUGUUGCUGAUGUUAAGAAAGGAGCUCUCUGUUGAAGUUCCAGCUUGCUUCUCUUCACUCAUGUCCCUGUAAUGCCUUCU
Molecule: messenger RNA, 4242 nt
Organism: Hippopotamus amphibius kiboko
Lineage: Eukaryota; Metazoa; Chordata; Mammalia; Artiodactyla; Hippopotamidae
Gene: CCDC7
Product: coiled-coil domain containing 7
Exons: 37
Coding region: 186-3809 (1207 amino acids)
Source: RefSeq, a predicted model, not a curated record